Molecule: messenger RNA, 786 nt
Organism: Mastomys coucha (southern multimammate mouse)
Lineage: Eukaryota; Metazoa; Chordata; Mammalia; Rodentia; Muridae
Exons: 5
Coding region: 106-786 (226 amino acids)
Source: RefSeq, a predicted model, not a curated record
UGUGAGGUUGUACACAUCUUCAAACUGUCACAUUGUAGAAGAACAACAUGAGCCCUUUGUUUCUUUUCUUAAGGGAACUAACGUCACCCACAAGGUCCAGUCUUCAUGACCAGAUCCUCCUACCAAGGUUGUGAGAACGGAACUGUGAAAAAGAGGGCGCAUAGAGAAGAGGUGUGUAGUGGUCAGGAAAGGGUGCCUUGGGCAAUCAAAUUAUAUGAAACACCAUUAGGUGUGACGAAUCCUUGGAUGCAAUCUGCAAUUGCUGCAUUUCUGGCUUCUCCCCGGGCCUGGCUGGGAAGGACUCAAACACAUCUGGAACAAGGACAGUGCUCUGUUUCUUCUGUCAACCCAUUAGUGGCUGUUCCUCAUAAUGAUUCCGGUAUAGUCAGAAAAUUGAAUGGUCUUAAAAAUAAAAAUGUGUCUGGAUCCUGUGUCGGAGCUGGGAUGUUCAAUUCCAUUUGCUUCUGUCCUGGGCAAAUGUCUGUGCCUCCCUCGGACCACGGAGUCUGGCUCCAGGUGCUAUUGAGGCUGUCAACACCCUGGAACCUCCCAAGCUCCUACAGGUUCUGCCAUAAAUGUCAAUUGGUAACUCCAGAGUCUGUGCUGCCUGACCAGUUUGUACCAGUCACAGGGAAUCACGUAUCCGGGUAUGGUGCUACCAUCUCCUGCCGGCUUUCUUUCACCUUUGGGAAGAAGAGGCGCUACCCUUACUUCCCGGGCUUUGUUAUUGCCUGGAAUAGAUACUGUCCCCCGAGAAUCUGUUGCUGUGGUUCCCAGGACAGCUGA